Molecule: messenger RNA, 2419 nt
Organism: Aethina tumida (small hive beetle)
Lineage: Eukaryota; Metazoa; Arthropoda; Insecta; Coleoptera; Nitidulidae
Product: cationic amino acid transporter 4
Exons: 6
Coding region: 136-2064 (642 amino acids)
Biological process (GO): amino acid transport; transmembrane transport
Cellular component (GO): plasma membrane
Molecular function (GO): amino acid transmembrane transporter activity
Source: RefSeq, a predicted model, not a curated record
CGUUUUUCCACAAUGUCCCGAAUUCGUUUGUCCUGAGAAAACAUCGCACGUCUCGUACGGUCGCAUUUUACCACUUUUCUUUCCGUGUUCUUUUUACUUUGCAUUUUCCAUCGUUAUAAACAGGACUCAGCAAAAAUGCCAGGAUCAAGGAAAAUGAUCCUGAAACACGUGAUGUCCGGAAUUUGCACGAAAAUGAACCGGACCAAACAACUACCAUCAGACAUAAUGGAAACCCCAUUAAAUCGUUGUUUGAACACUUUCGACAUCACUCUUCUGGGUGUCGGUCAUAUGGUUGGUGCCGGAAUCUAUGUCCUGACUGGCACGGUGGCAAAGGACAAAGCGGGACCGGGAAUAAUAAUUUCUUUCCUGCUCGCAGGACUUGCCUGUCUUCUAUCGGCCCUUUGUUACGCCGAAUUCGGAACCAGAGUGCCCAAAGCUGGAUCCGCUUACGUUUACACAUACAUCUCGAUCGGGGAAUUCUGGGCGUUUGUCAUUGGCUGGAACAUCCUGCUCGAACAUAUGAUCGGUGCUGCUUCUGUUGCAAGGGCCUGGAGUGGCUAUGUUGAUUCCUUGUUUGGGGGGUUCAUUAGUAAUACCACUAUAUCGGUGACUGGAGAGAUGCAUGAGCAGUUGUUGGGCAGAUAUCCGGAUCUUUUGGCAUUCACCGUUUGUUUGGUAUACGCUCUCUUGUUAGGUAUUGGAGUCAAAGGAUCGGCGAUUGUUAACAGUCUUUUGACUACAAUUAAUCUGUGUGUCAUGAGCUUGAUCGUUGUCGUAGGAUUCAUGUAUGCAAACGAAGACAAUUGGACUGCCCAAAAAGGCGGUUUUCUACCAUAUGGUUUCGGAGGUGUGAUCGCGGGUGCCGCCACCUGCUUUUACGCCUUCGUGGGUUUCGACAGCAUCGCCACCUCUGGUGAAGAGGCCAAGAACCCUUCCUUCUCCAUACCCAUGGCCACCGUCAUCUCCAUGGGCAUCGUCACUUUGGGUUACAUUCUUGUUGCCUCUGCCCUGACACUCCUAGUGCCAUACUAUGAGAUAAGCGAGACUGCAGCUUUGCCCGAAGCUUUCGCCAAUGUCGGAAUGCAUUGGGUUAAAUAUGUGGUGUCUUUGGGCGCUAUAUGCGGUAUGACCACCACGUUAUUUGGGUCAUUGUUUUCUUUACCGAGAUGCAUGUACGCUAUGGCAGUUGAUGGACUACUCUUCGGAUUUUUGGGGAAGGUUAAUAGCAAGACUCAAUUACCCUUAAUCAAUCUGGUCAUAUCCGGUAUUAGCUCGGCUAUUAUUGCUUUGCUCUUUGAUUUGGAGAAGCUGGUGGAAUUUAUGUCGAUUGGUACUUUGUUGGCUUACACGAUUGUCAGCGCUUGCGUGAUUAUUUUGAGGUAUAGGCCAAGUAUUGAAAGCACCUUGCCUAAACCUGUUACGACACCAGGUUCCGAAGUUUCUGGUUCGGAUAUGACAACGCCGGCGUCAGAAAUUAUUAAUCUUGCAGGUACUUUAAGAGCUCAAUACAGUUGGUUGUCUCCACUUUUUGGAAAAUGUGAACCAGGUUCAGUUGUAACAACUUGCGUGUUUAUUUACACUGUUUUCGGAGGUGCUUUGUGUAUUCUCUUUCAAGUCUCAAGUAGGGAUUUAUCUAAUGGAAUUUGGUGGACUGUUAUCAUGGCAGGAAUCUUCAUUCUUAUUAUGGCAGGAUGUAUGGUGGUAAUCAUCGCCCAUCAUCAAAAUGAUAGUGGCCUAAGAUUCAAGGUACCAAUGGUACCGUUUAUACCGGCAUUGAGUAUUUUAUGUAACAUAGAAUUCAUGGUGCACUUAAACGUUUUGACCUGGUUGCGAUUUUUUGUCUGGAUGAUAUUCGGAAUGUUGGUUUACUUCCUUUACGGCAUCCAUCACAGUAAAGAGGGCGAGAACAACUCCUCUUAUUCAAUUUUGAUGACGACUUCAGAAGCUGUUAAGGAAACUUGGGGUUCGACCACGAGAACGAACAUCAAGGGGUUCGUGACAAGAAGGGGAAGUUCCCCGGGAGAUAGAACUGCAAUUAUUGAUGAUGACGACAGUACUGAUUAGAUUUUAGUCCGAUGAGUAUAAUGUAAAUAACUACAAGAACAAAAAAGACUAAUUUAUUUUCGAAACGUAUUUUGGGAUAUGUUGUUUUUAUCAUGGAAUGUAUUAACAAACCUACUGCUUAUGCUCAAAUGUUUUACGUACAAUUGUACAAUUACUAUAAUUGCAAUACCAGCAAAUGUUACACUGAUUUUAUUAUAGUUUACUAUCGUUAAUCUUUCAUAAAGGUUUAUUAAUAUAUUUGGAAGAUUCUAUAUGUACCAGAUUGAAGGAUGUGCUUAUUUUAUUAAAAACAAACUUUAGUCAAUCUAUAGAAUAAAAUUGUAAAUAUCUAUGGAAUAAAUGAGAUAUAUCUACA